AUGCCAAAGUUACCAUUCAUACCAAAUCUCGGCGACAGCGAAGAGUGGCAGCUAUUGAUGCUCAUUCAGCCUCUCUUUGCAUUAGAGCUGCCAUGGAGCUUCACUCCGACAAAAUCCUCCACAGAUGCUGAAGCUGCGGCUGAAGCUGCCGACUUCGUUUCAACUAUUGGACUAUUCAAAAGCGACGUUCGAGCUUUGCCGGGAUUCCUGCCGGAAAACUUCCUGUCUCAUACAGAAUUCGUAAACUGCAGAAAAGCACUUCGGGAUUUGCUCGCUUUUUUUGAUGGUCUGGUCGAUAGCAACGUCCCUGCGAUCGACGGAGCGGACGAAUUACCGCCUCCAUCAGAAGAGGCUCCCUCCACAUGGGGAGCUGGAUGGUACCAAAACGUUAACGAUGUCAUAACCUGGAUGGGUCCCAAGAGCAAAGACGCUGGUCUGUUGACGUUUUUAACGCGACCGUUUACAGCUAUUGCUCAGAUUGUCACGAGGAAAGUUGAACAGACGACAGGGAAUACCAAAGUGUCCGACGCGGCAAGCGAGGCCCCUAGGUAUCACAACCUCAACAGGCUGGCGGCAUGGGUUCAACAUCACAAUCUGGACACGGAAUCCUGGGCUCAAGGUCACCAGCAUCGAGAGGUCAUUACUAAAUGUCAAGUGUUCCUCACUUUGAAACAUCCUAUCAUGAGAAUCCAAAACGGAGGAGCCAUGCUGAGAAGUGUAACGCACAAGCUGAGAUCUUCCUCUUUGCGCAAGUCCCAUUCUCCUAAAAGACAGAUUGCCACCACAAACUGGAAGCAUCGCAAGCCUAGAGAGCUUUCUCACCAGCUUUAUUGUCUUCUUCAGAAACGAACUUGUCAGGUCAAUGGAGCUCACAAGGCCAAACUUCAGCUUGACGGGUUCCUACUAGACAAUCUCAAAGAGCCACUAAGAUUAGGCGUUUUCCUAUCGUCUUGCCCCCCACCGUGCUACAAGGUGUGGCUUCCCGGACAAUAUUCUUCAGCGAAGGAGACUUUAAUAGAUUCAGACCACGAUGAGCUCGAUCUCUGUCGCCUCUUCGGCCAACAUCACCGACACACAGAUGAGGGAAUCCCUAUUUUGAGCCUCCUCUUCAUUGAAGAUUACAUGAUAUUAGACCUUGACAACAUCGAUUCAUCUCCGUCAGUUUUUCAACCCGCCUCUCCGACCAUGUCCCUUGCCUCUGUUGUUGAAAGCGGCCUCUUAGGAGGUCCGCAUGGAAAUGGUCAGUUUACAGAUGGAGAUAAAGCCAUGCUCGCUUUAUCGCUCGGCCGAUGUCUGCUACAUCUUUUCUCCGGGGCAUGGAUGCAAGAGGUUUGGACUACUGAGUCUAUUCACUUUCUAUGCCAGUCAGACGAGAAUGAAGACAGGAUAUUCGACAUACAUCAUCCAUUUGUCACCUGCUCUCUCGCAAAAGUCAGUCGCGCGGACUAUGCGGAACCCAUCAGGCUUACGCCAACCACAUGUGAGCCAUUUGUACGCAAUUUUGCCAUUAUUCUCUUGGAAAUCGAAACUGGUAAGAAACUGGACAUCCAAGACCCAUAUUCCCCCGAAUUCCAAACAGUGAUGGGUGAUCACCUUCAAAGACUAUGGGCGAGCCCUCGGGGAGCAGAAGUACCAUCGUACAUUGGCGCUAUACUCGGUUGCAUCGACUUCGCUGAAGCGCUCCAAAGGGUUAACGAAAACCCAAUUACCCGGUUUCGCCGGGACAAGGGGAAUCAAGCAGAUUAUAUCUGUAGCCUAGAAGAUGUUCGAAACAUCAUACAUCUUCGAGUUGUUAAAAAACUCGAAAGUCAUUAUGCACAAUUUCCGGAUAACAUCCAAGUUUUUGCAGGUGGAUAUCUGAGGUCUCCGAGAAGCCCCUGGACAAGAACACAGACGUUUUCGGGACUUGCCAAUUCUAAGAGGCCACAGCAUAACCCAACGGUCUACAGUUCAAAAACGCCACUUUAUCAAUUUAACAGCCGUGACAUAAGUCCAACUAGCACAGACUUGGUUGGCCAUACGAGCGCGUUUUCUAGAGACUUUGAGCAGUUCCACAGACGCUUUAUUCGGCCCAUCAUGAGAAACGGCGAUAAGAGGAUCCAUCGUGUCAAAAUUGUAUUGCUGGAUACAGGCAUCUAUAAAAGUCAAAGCGACCUGCAUGCCUUACGCCAAAAAGUCAAGAAAUAUAGACAAAGACAGGGUUUCGAACAGGACAAAGACCAAGACCCAAUCAAGGAGUGCAAGUCCUUCGUCCAAGACCAAGUCAAGGAUAAAACCGGACAUGGGACUCAUGUAGCUUGCCUUCUUCUUGAAUUUGCACCAGACGCUGAUAUAUACAUUGGAAAAAUUUCGACUACCAUGGAAUUUGCAGAUCAUGAACCCGUCAAGAAGGCUAUCGAAUGGGCAACGGAAGUUGUGGCUGCAGACAUUGUUACCAUGUCCUUUGGUACUACAACGCCCAGUAGGAUGGUAGAAGAAGCGAUCAGCACGGCCCAAUCUAGGAGAACGUUCCAGGGCCAUGCGCCUGUUUUCUUUGCAUCAGCAUCAAAUCAUGGACUUCGCAGGCCCAAGCGCACUUUUCCAGGUUCAGACCCUAACGUGAUUUGCGGCUUUGCACUCGACGGGAACGGGGGAGACAAUUCCAGCCUGAACCCGGAAUAUGAAGAAGGGAAAGACCACUUUGGUACUCUAGGAGUAGGCAUAAGUGUCAUGUGGGAACAUCAAGAGGGGAAAGAAGAAACUCGCCUUACGUCAGGGACAUCAUAUGCAACUCCGGUUCUUGCAGCCAUUGCGGCUAAUUACAUGACUUGGCUAGAUAUGAAUGCAGGGAAGCUGGGAGAGCCAUUAUAUAUGGCUGCUCGGGAGAAACGGGGCAUUGAAACCGUUUUCAGGGAUUUGAUGAGCCGAAAGAAGAGGAAGGCGGAUGAGAUUUCAUUUAUCUCACCGUGGAAGUUCUUCCAAUUCAUGCAUUUAGAGACCAAAGGAUCAAUUCUUGAUCCCAUUUUGGAUUCAACCGUGUUAAAGAUAGAUUCCCAAACUGCCGACGAUUGUCUUGGAUCGAUUCGUUCCAAAAUUGUGGUACCGGGGCCUUAG
Molecule: messenger RNA, 3093 nt
Organism: Clonostachys solani
Lineage: Eukaryota; Fungi; Ascomycota; Sordariomycetes; Hypocreales; Bionectriaceae
Source: the annotation of a GenBank genome assembly